AAACUUUUAUUUAUUACUGCCAAAUUGGAAUUGUGAAAACAUCAGAGUAAAAAAAAAAAAGAAUUCAAAUGUUGUUUUAAUAUUCGCCACAAACCACGAUUUCCACCUUGUCACAUCCAGACCGUCGCGACCAGUCCGCCAUGUCGGUUGCCAUGGAGAUCAGCAGCUACACUCCCGUGCUGCUAUCUGCGGUGUGUCUACUGGCUGGGUACAUCUGGCUCCGGCGCCCCAAGCCCCACGCCCCACCCUGCCCGAGGCGACCCCUGCCACUGCUGGGGAACAUGUUCCACAUCCCUGCCAACCCCCGGGCUGUCUUCAAACAAUGGCGACAGGAACACGGCGACAUUUUCUGUCUGUACAUAGGACCCACCACGAUGAUCAUCCUCAAUGGCUAUGAUGUCAUCAAGGAAACACUAAUUAAGAGAGCUAAUCAGUUCUCAAACAGACCGGAUUUUUACGUUGAUCAGGUGGUCGGGGUACCCAACAUGGGGGUCAUGGCCGCCUCCGGACCCAACUGGAAGGAACAGAGGUCCGUGUCUCUCGCCAUCUUGAGGAACUUCGGCAUGGGGAAAAACGUCAUGGCCGAGAAAAUUCUAGAAGAGAUCAAGUCCUACCUGGCUCUGCUCGAUUCUUACGACGGCGAGCCGACGGAUAUUCGAAUACCGACUAACAUGAGCGUCGCUAACUUCAUCUGUUCGAUGAUGGUCGGGGAACGAUACGAUUACGACGACCCCACUUUCCAGAAACUCAUCUCUCUCAUGAACUACACUAUUUCUAAAGUUCAAGGGUCAAGUAUUUUAAACCUGAUACCGGCCUUGCAAUAUUUACCCGGGGAUUUGUUCGCGGCCCACAAGGUCAAGGAUGCGGUUCUGGAGAUGCAUCGAAUAUUCGACAAGAGAUUCCAUGAGCUGAAAGACAAUUUGAAAACUGACGACUCGGCAAGUUUCAUCGCGUCGUACCUGAACGAGAAAGAAAAAAGACAAAACGCGGGGUUGAAAACGUACCUCGACGACGCCAACCUCAUUAAAAUUGUGGUUGAGAUUUUCGGCGCCGGGUUCGAGACCUCAAGCAGCACCAUUUUGUGGUGCGUUCUUUUCAUCCUGCACAACCCGCACGUUCAGGAGAAGAUUCACCAAGAACUGGACGCCGUGGUGGGCAGGGAACGGACCCCGAACAUGCAAGACAAGCCGAAUCUGAAAUACCUGACCGCCGUUGUCAUGGAGACCCAGCGUCUUGCCAGCGUGGCCCCGCUCGGGGCGCCCCACACCUGUUCAGAGGAGACGCUUCUGCGGGGGUUCAACAUCCCCAAAGACGCCUACAUCCUGCCCAACCUGGACUCGGUCCUGCACGACCCAGCCGUCUGGGGUGACGAUGUUGACCAGUUCCGACCCGAGCGGUUUCUCGACUCGGACGGUCACGUGACCAAACCCGAACACUUCAUCCCGUUUUCCGCUGGCCGGAGACUGUGCCUGGGGGAGGGGGUGGCGAACAUGUUCCUGUUUUUGUACCUGUCCUCCAUGUUCCACAGGUACACCUUCGCCCCACCCGACCCGUCCCACCCCCCACCCUUAGACGACAUCUUCGGUAUUGUUGCCGCGCCGAAAAAUUUCAAAGUCAGUAUUACGAAAAGAAAGGGAUAGAACUCAUGUAUUAGAGAGAUUACAAAAAUUAUCAGAGUUAUCGAACCUUUAUGAGUUUCAAGUCUUUGUGAUGUACACACUUUCGAUUUGAUUCAAACAGCUCAGCAAAGAGACAUCGAAUGACGUGAUCAAAUUAACGCGGAUGAUUCAUUCCCCGGUGUAAAAGAACAUGCAAUCUAUAACAAUCAGUGAUUGAAAUUUUAAGUUUCACUUCCUAUUUAAUUCCAUGGAUGCACUUUAAUGAAAUUUAGCGGAGAUUAUAAUUUCGAGGCUGAGUUGGAUCAUUAGUAAAUGCGUUAAUUGUUUUUUUUAAAUUAUGUAGCAGUAACUAAAACAGCACAAUUAAAGCUGCUACAAUCUAGGUCCAGGGAAGGUCCUUUGUGGACAUGGCUACACCUGGACCUGUUACUGUUACAGGUGCACUGAAUUCCCGGUUUUCUUUAAGUUAUUACUAAUUUAUAUCUAUAAUUAUUGAAUAUAUUUUUUACCAAAAAUGGAAACAAGGUUGAUCUAAAAUAAACUGCUUAAUGUGGUUGGUCAAAGGCACCUACUUCACACAGUCGAUUUGACUCUGAUGGUUUUGUUGAUUUUUGUGUGGUGUGGGUGUGGUGGGGGUGUGUUGUUGGUGUA
Physella acuta is the source of this 2270-nucleotide messenger RNA. Its product is annotated as cytochrome P450 2U1-like. Gene Ontology annotation, cellular component: intracellular membrane-bounded organelle; cytoplasm. NCBI's taxonomy places the organism in Eukaryota, Metazoa, Mollusca, Gastropoda, Physidae. The record is from RefSeq and is a predicted model, not a curated record. Gene Ontology annotation, biological process: xenobiotic metabolic process. Gene Ontology annotation, molecular function: iron ion binding; oxidoreductase activity, acting on paired donors, with incorporation or reduction of molecular oxygen, reduced flavin or flavoprotein as one donor, and incorporation of one atom of oxygen; heme binding.